UUUGAUAUUGAAACACAGAAACGGAAGCGAAGGAUAAUAAAGAGGAAGGCUAGGAAGAAGAAGAAGUAGUAGAAGGGCGAAGCGUGAGAGAGAGUGUUUUCCGCCCUCUCGCUCACACAUUUCACAGAUCAGAUCGAAAUCUGCCCAAUUGUUAGUUUCGCAAUUUUCCAUCUCUAAGAUCCAAUUUUUUCUUUUGCUGAGUGAGCACUUGAAUUUGUUUUUAGUUGGGGGCGAUUAGGUUUUUCCGAAUCCAAUGGCGUGCAUAAAAGGGGUGAAUCGAUCGGCCUCUGUGGCUCUGGCGCCGGACGAUCCUUACAUGGCGGCCGGAACCAUGGCGGGGGCGGUUGAUCUGUCAUUCAGCUCCUCUGCCAAUCUUGAAAUAUUUAAGCUUGAUUUUCAGUCGGAUGAUCAGGAACUGCCUUUGGUCGCCGAGUUUCCUAGUUCCGAGCGGUUCAAUCGUCUAUCUUGGGGGAACAACAGUUCUUCGUCUGAAGGUUUUGGUCUCGGCCUUAUUGCCGGUGGACUGGUUGAUGGGAACAUUGACAUCUGGAAUCCCCUUACUCUGAUCCGUUCGGAAGCAAAUGAAAUGCUUCUGUUGCACACCUUGAGAGACAUAAAGGACCUUGGUCUGGGAUCUAAAGAAGCAAAAGCCAGUGAUAAG
Messenger RNA from Neltuma alba, 661 nucleotides. Its product is annotated as protein transport protein SEC31 homolog B-like. The record is from RefSeq and is a predicted model, not a curated record. Gene Ontology annotation, molecular function: protein binding; structural molecule activity. The annotation marks the transcript as partial. Gene Ontology annotation, biological process: endoplasmic reticulum to Golgi vesicle-mediated transport; COPII-coated vesicle cargo loading; endoplasmic reticulum organization. NCBI's taxonomy places the organism in Eukaryota, Viridiplantae, Streptophyta, Magnoliopsida, Fabales, Fabaceae. The transcript is spliced from 3 exons. Gene Ontology annotation, cellular component: COPII vesicle coat; endoplasmic reticulum exit site.